Molecule: messenger RNA, 671 nt
Organism: Cephus cinctus (wheat stem sawfly)
Lineage: Eukaryota; Metazoa; Arthropoda; Insecta; Hymenoptera; Cephidae
Product: acetylcholinesterase
Exons: 3
Source: RefSeq, a predicted model, not a curated record
CUUAUCUGCUGUGUGACAAUAUUAGCUUUAUGUGACAAUAUUAGCUAUACUAUUGAGAUAAAAGACUUUAUUGAUGUAAAAGCAAGUCAUGUUUAUACGUAUCUGUAAGAUUAGGACAAGUGGGCUAUAUCAGAUAGCUGUAAGUCAAAAGAAUUUACUGUGUCGUGUCGUUUUUUAUCAAGUCAGUAUCUCUGCUACAGCGACCAUGAGCGCACCGAUUGUGAGAACGAGAUACGGAGCCUUGAAAGGUACCGUUGUACAAAAUGUAGAAGGCGGAGAGUACUUGGCCUUCAAUGGUAUUCCCUACGCUGAGCCACCAGUGGGCCAACUAAGGUUCAAGGAACCCCAACCUCCAAAAGCAUGGUCAGGCAUCAGGGAUGCUAGGAAAGAAGGUUCUGCAGCAAUACAAGUCAAUACGAUGAGACCGACUUCUGAAAUAAUUGGGAGUGAAGAUUGUCUCUAUUUGAAUGUUUCUACUAAUUCAUUGUCUGGCAAAAGGGCUGUUAUGGUAUGGAUACAUGGAGGAGCGUUUGCCAUGGGCACAGGAAGCAGUGACUUGUACGGUCCGGACUAUCUACUUAAACACGACAUAGUUUUCGUCUCCAUUUAUUACAGACUUCAUGUACUUGGCUUCCUAAACGUGGAUGAUGAGGAGGCCGCAGGAAAUCAAG